Oncorhynchus nerka (sockeye salmon) is the source of this 3311-nucleotide messenger RNA. Its product is annotated as amyloid-beta A4 protein-like. Bases 160 to 2220 code for a protein of 686 amino acids. The record is from RefSeq and is a predicted model, not a curated record. NCBI's taxonomy places the organism in Eukaryota, Metazoa, Chordata, Actinopteri, Salmoniformes, Salmonidae. Gene Ontology annotation, cellular component: membrane raft; cell surface; Golgi apparatus. Gene Ontology annotation, biological process: axonogenesis; central nervous system development. The transcript has 17 exons. Gene Ontology annotation, molecular function: signaling receptor binding; heparin binding; transition metal ion binding.
UUGGAGCAGCUGGCCAGACUCGUCGCUCUCCAUCAUCCUAUGCUCGUAACAGGCACCGUCGUCAAGCGGGAGUGCACGGGAACGGGAUAGAGGCUCAUACUAACGGAUUGAUCUGGAUAUUUUCAAGAUAUUGGACGGAACUGAUUUAGGGUCAACGGCAUGGUCGAGCGAACAGCAUUUCUGUUGUUAUGGGUGGCAACCUUGACGCUGACAUCGGAGGUGCCAUCUGAUGACUCAGUGGCUCUGCUAGCGGAGCCCCAGGUAGCCAUGUUCUGUGGGAAGCUCAACAUGCACGUCAACGUCCAGAGUGGCAAGUGGGAGCCAGACCCCUCCGGCACCAAGAGCUGCAUCGGAACCAAGGAGGGCAUCCUGCAGUACUGCCAGGAGUUGUACCCUGAGCUCCAGAGCACAAACGUGGUGGAGGCCAAUCAGCCAGUCAGCAUCCAGAACUGGUGCAAGAAGGGACGCAAGCAGUGUCGCAGUCACACACACAUCGUGGUGCCCUACCGCUGCCUGGUUGGGGAGUUUGUGAGUGAUGCGUUGCUGGUUCCUGAUAAGUGCAAGUUCCUGCACCAGGAGAGAAUGGACAUGUGUGAGAGGCACCUGCACUGGCACACCGUGGCUAAAGAGUCCUGUGGAGACCGCACCAUGAAUCUCCAUGACUACGGCAUGCUGUUGCCAUGUGGCAUCGACCGUUUCCGAGGGGUGGAGUUUGUGUGUUGCCCGGCAGACACGCACCGCGAGUCAGAGAGCGUCGAGCUGACUGAGUCUGACGUGUGGUGGGGCGGAGCCGAGACUGAAUACACCGAUAACGGCAUGCUUCACCAGGCGGAUCAGGGGGCUGCCACCACUGAGGAUGAUGAGGAUGCCUUCGAUAGGGACGAGGACGGUGACGGUGAUGAGGAUGAAGAUGAUGUGACUGACAAACGGGACAGUGGUGAACGCACCUCCAACAUCGCCAUGACAACUACCACCACGACCACCACCGAGUCGGUUGAGGAAGUUGUCAGAGUGCCCACCAUGGCCCCUGCCCCCCCUGACGCAGUCUACCAUUACUUGGAGUCUACUGGAGACGACAACGAACACGCCGACUUCCAGAAGGCCAAGGAGAGUCUGGAGGCCAAGCACCGCGAGAGGAUGUCCCAGGUGAUGAGAGAGUGGGAGGAGGCAGAGAGGCAGGCCAAGAGUCUCCCUCACGCUGACAAGAAGGCUGUCAUUCAGCACUUCCAGGAGAAGGUGGAGGCCCUGGAGCAGGAGGCAGCAGGAGAGAGACAGCAGCUGGUUGAGACCCACAUUGCCCAGGUGGAGGCCCUGCUCAACAGCUGCUGUCGCAUGGCCCUGGAUAACUACCUUAGCGCCCUGCAGGCCAACCCACCCAGGCCUCGUCAGGUGCUGGGCCUUUUGAAGAAGUAUGUCCGUGCAGAGCAGAAGGACAGACAACACACCCUGAAACACUACGAACACGUCCGCAUGGUGGACCCCAAGAAGGCUGCUCAGAUCCGACCCCAGGUGAUGACCCACCUGCGUGUGAUUGACGAGAGGAUGAACCAAUCCCUGGGGCUGCUCUUCAAAGUGCCCAGCAUGGCCAACAAAAUCCAAGACCAAGUUUCAAUCCUGAUGCAGAGGGUUCAGUCAGAGCUGUCUCAGCAAGUCUCAUCUCUGCAGAGUGAUGAGAGGACUGAUGUCAGGGUGAGCUAUGGGAACGAUGCCCUGAUGCCUAACCAGGCCUACAGCUCUGCCCCUCUGGACCCUGGCAUGCGCCUGGACAGACUCGGCUUCAUCCACCCAGAGAGUUUCAACCAACCCAACACCGACAACCAUGCAGUUGAGCCUGUUGACGCUCGUCCACUUCCAGAUAGAGGUCUGCCCACUCGGCCUGUAUCUGCUCUGAGGCCUGAGGAGUUCCAUGAGGUGCGGAUGGAGAAAGGAGAGUGGCAAAGCGCCAGCUAUGGAGUGCAUCAUCAAAAAUUGGUGUUCUUUGCUGAGGAUGUUGGCUCCAACAAAGGUGCCAUCAUUGGGCUGAUGGUGGGUGGGGUUGUCAUAGCGACAGUUAUCGUCAUCACUCUGAUCAUGCUGAGGAAGAAGCAGUACACCUCCAUCCAUCACGGGGUCAUUGAGGUGGAUGCUGCAGUGACCCCAGAGGAGCGACACCUGUCCAAGAUGCAGCAGAAUGGUUAUGAGAACCCCACCUACAAGUUCUUCGAACAGAUGCAGAACUAAGGAGCUACCCUUUGAUCCCACACUGACCCUGAACCCUCCUUAACCCCUCACACCUAGGCCCCGUUGCAUUUUGAAUCCUAAACCCUUCUCCUCGCUCCUACUCUUAAUUUCAAUGGAUCUUAAAGGACUGGAUUGGUGAAACCAGUAUGACUGAAGCUCCACGUAAAUCUAUUGGGUUAGAAAGAGCCGUGGUCAUAUUACUUAUAGCUACCCAGGGGUUGUGAAGGCAAAAUGGAACCAAGCCACACACUCACCAUCUCUUCCUCGUAGAGUGCAGCACAUCAACAUCCAUAGCUGCCAUUAGUCAGACAAGGGUAUCCUUCUUCACCUACACAUUUUUAGCCAAUCACAGGUGAGAUCCCGUAGCGUUUGUAUAGAGUAAAGAAACACAUUGAUUUAUCUGUCCAUGUAUCUGUGGGUUGGCCCUCCCCCACAGUACAGCACUCACAUCUCUAAGAGGGCUAAACAGAGGCCUCAUAUACACCCGUAAUCUUCCUCCCUCUGAAGUACUCUCCUCUCCCCCUCCUCCUCCCUCCAUCUCUCCCACUGCCCCUCUCAGAUGACGGCUGUGCUGUUUUUGGUGAUGAUAUAACAGCUCUUAGUGCUAGUGAAGGGAGGAUGGGCUCAGUCUACCUUGAGAUCCUCUCUGCAGGAUUAUAUCCCAAGAGUUUCACGUUUGUUUUUCAGGUAAAACAUAUAUACCAAAAAAAUAUAUAUAUGUCCUCAGAAAUAUGUAAAUGUUUUUAUUUUGUGCAAAAUGUAUUGAAACAAGGCAGAAAAAAGCUGUAAAUGUAUGUAGUGCAUGGUGAUAUUGAUGACGGAUAUGCAUAGAGAACCUGUCUCCUGUCGUGGGGACUGGGCCUCACAUGUACACUUAGCAGGAUCGAACAUUUUACUGUCUUCUUUUAUCUUGUGAUAUGAAGAGAAAAAAAGGUUUUCAAAUCUGUUUUUUUGUUGUCACGGAGACAUGCUUUAAACAGAAUCUGUGCUCUCCUUUGUUUUCUCCCCCCCAUGCCUCAUUCUGUUUUAGCUGCAUGGGCUGAAUGCCCUAUAUGUAAUAUAAUAUGAAGUGUAAUAGUAUCUGAAAGGAA